Symbiodinium natans is the source of this 1659-nucleotide messenger RNA. NCBI's taxonomy places the organism in Eukaryota, Dinophyceae, Suessiales, Symbiodiniaceae. The record is from the annotation of a GenBank genome assembly.
AUGGCGGCACCCAUCCUGGCGCAGCAGGCCUCUCCGGUCGAUGAUGUGUUGGCCGCGCUGCAGAGUCCACGGACAGCUGUCAAGAUCUGGGCGCUGAUCAAGAUUGCUCAGUUUGGCGCCGCGCGGGCCGCGCAGUUUCAGCUCGACCUCCAGGUUGUGCCUCUGCUUGACGAUGCGAGCAUGGAGGUUCAGGAGCAGGUGCUGCGAACUUUGAGCCAUCAAGGUGAUCGCGGUGCACGCCACUGCUACAGCAUGGCCAAGAAGAUCCGGAGCCCAGUGAAGUCAGUAAAGCUGGCGGCCGUCCGUGCCCUGGGGAACCUCCGCACGCUGGCCUCCGAGUUCAGCUCCGACAUCCUGGCCUGCCUUGAUCAGAAGGACCCAGACCUCGAGGCUGAGGCUUGCCUUGCCCUAGGCAAGAUGAAGGCCACAACCUCAGGCAACAGGGUCGCCGCGAAGCUCAGCAGCCCGGAUGCCGAAGUUGUGGCCGCCGCUUGUGGUGGCCUUGCCGAGAUGGACCGUGAGGCGGGUGCAGUAGCUGAGUUGCUGGGGCACAAGGACGGCCGGGUCAAGGCAGCUGCGGCAGAGGCGUUGAAGGACAUGACUGGUGCCGAGGACUUCGCGCCUGGUCUUGUGAAGCUCGUGGGCGAUUCCGAAGGCGCCGUUCGCCGUGCUGCGGCCGUCACGCUGCGGAAGCAUGGCGAGGCCGUCAGCAGCCGGAGUGGCGACUUAGCAGCGCUGCUGAAAGGAGCCCCCGGCGUGGCGGCCUGCGCCGCCCAUGCACUGGCCGGGCUCGGGGCGCCCGCAAAGGGGCAUGCUGCAGCUUUGGAAGCUCUGCUGAAAAGCGAUGCGGAGGACGCCUCCGCGGUCUGCCUCUGCGCCUCGGGUGCGGGUGCCGAGGUGCCUGCGUCUUUGCGGAAGCCUGCAGUGGCUGCCGCUGAGGCCCUGGGCGCCUGCGGCGACAAGGCGGCCGCGCCGCAACUGGCUGAGCGCCUCGGCGCCGCCGACGUGGAGAUACGCGUGGCCUCCGCUGAGGCCCUGGGCCGGCUGGGCGCGCUCGAGGCUGCACCGGCGCUGCGCAAGGGGCUGGAGGACCCCUCGCCGUUAAUGGUGGCCGCUUGCGCCCUCGCGCUCUCCUUCGCUUCGCCGGGGUCUGCGUCUGCAGCGGCCGUGGCACCACUCUUGAAGGACCCUCGGCACACGGUUCGCAGCGCUGCGACCGCGUCUCUUGGGCAGAUGGGCGAGCUGGCGCAGGAGUUCGCCGCGCCUGUCAGCCAGCUCCUGGACGACAAGAUGCUCCCCGUGCAGGUGGCGGCCCUCGAGGCCCUGCCGCGCUUCGGCGCCGCAGGGCACCGCUUCGCCGCCGAGGUCUGCCGCCUCACUGCCGGCGGAGAGGACAAACUCCGCCUCGCGGCGAUGGAGGCAUUGACGCAAAUGGGCCAACGCGGCGCAGCCUUCGCUGAGGAAUUAGAGGCCGUCUUGGACGAUCCGAUUCCAGAGCUAAGAAACGCCGCCCACCGGGCGCUGCAGCGCCUGUCGGGUGCAGAGGCGCUGCCCUCACUCCCCGAUCUGCCGAAGGCCACCGAGGUGGCGGUCGAGGCGGUCGAGACGCCCGCGCCGGCCUUGCCAGUUGCAGGCAGACGGGGUUGGGGUUGGAGCUGA